AUGGAAGCUCAUCUGAGGAUUGUCCUGUUGGGUAAGACAGGAGUUGGGAAUAGCAGCACAGCCAACAGCAUUCUGGGUGAGAACCUGUUCAAAACGUCAUGUCUUGCAAACUCUGAUACCGCUACAUGUAAGGCUGCAACCAACACUGUUGAUGGGAGGAAAAUUACUGUGGUUGACACACCAGGGUGUUUUUCUACUGAGUGCACUGAUGAAAAGCUAAAACCUGAAAUAAUCAGGUGCAUCGUAGAGUGUUCCCCUGGACCUCACGCUUUUCUUAUCGUGCUGCCUGUGAGGAGAUACACAGAAGAGGAGAAGAAAGCAGUGGAUGAGAUUGUGAAAAUGUUUGGGGAGGAGGCUCUGGAGUAUGCUGUUGUCCUGUUUACCCACGGAGACCAGCUUCCCAUAAACAUGACCAUCCAGCAGUUUGUGGAUAAAAAUAGCCACCUGAAAACACUUGUCCAAAAGUGUGGAAACCGACUUCAUGUCAUCGAUAACAAAUACUGGAACAAUCCCACUGAAGGCCACAAUGAUGAGAGAAGCAACGCCGCUCAAAUCAAAAAGCUUCUGAACACGAUUUAUCAGAUGGUGGAACGGAACGGAAACAAGCACUACACCAACGAGAUGCUCCAAGCUGUGGCACAGGCCACUGAAGAGGAAAUGGCAAAGGGAGAAACAAGAGAAAAGGCAAAACACAAUGUAAUGAAAAGGUUUUUAAUCCUGACAGCCGGCAUAGCAGCAGGGUCUCUGUAUGGUGCAUUGCUGGGUCUUGCUAUAUGUGCAGGUGCUGUUAUGAAUCCGGUGGAGACGCAGGACCACAUCCCUCUUCCUGCUUUGAAGAGGGAUCCCCUCAGCGGUGUCCUGGACGCCGUUACCCCUAAUUUUGGUUGCUUUACUUUAAGUUAA
Anguilla anguilla (European eel) is the source of this 903-nucleotide messenger RNA. RefSeq names its product GTPase IMAP family member 9-like. The transcript is spliced from 3 exons. The record is from RefSeq and is a predicted model, not a curated record. Gene Ontology annotation, molecular function: GTP binding. Bases 1 to 903 code for a protein of 300 amino acids. Lineage: Eukaryota; Metazoa; Chordata; Actinopteri; Anguilliformes; Anguillidae.